AUGACUGAUAUCAAUGAACCGUGUCGCACCCGCCCACAAAAUGCGAAUAAACACCCAGGCUUACCCGACCUGGAAGGGCAAAGUCAGCGACGUUCUCAAGCCAAGAAGAAGAACACCAAACUCCCCCAGGAAACCCAUGAAGCUCAAGAACUGGCCGCGGUUGAGGGUUUGCAGCGGCUGUCUGCCAUGCAGGAAGAGAUGAAGAAGGCGAAGGUGCAAAGCAUGACAAAGAAGCCAAAGGCAGUAAGGCCCCAUGCUCGCCCUGUCAAGAAAAAGUCAGAGCCUGCUGCUCAAGCAGAUAAGGCACUCCUGGGAGUAGGAACUGAUACUGUGGCCAGUGAGCGCAUGUCGCAAAUGCUGCGUGAUACUGACCCAGGCGAGGAUGUUGAGGCUCGGUCUCGAGAAAAUCAGAAGGACGAUGGAAUCAAGACAAAGAAGAAGACUGAGAAGGACACGGCUCUUGCAGCUCAGUCAGGGGCACGUGUUGAAGACAAGAAAGGAAAGUUGAUGACCAAGUCCAAGUUUUCAUUAGGGAGGCGCAUCCAGGGUUGGGUUAAAGAUGUUUCACCAGACCGUCACGGGACUGACUUUAGUGCACGAGCCAUCAACUACCAUCUUCUUAUCUGGCUCCCACCCUAUGUCCGCAACAAUUGUGACCACAGCUCCGGCCAGCACAAAAUCCCACCUCAGGUUGUCGCUAAUUCUUCUCAAGCUCUCAUUGGUGGCUUUGGCGAUGAGCUUUUUGAUUCAGAGGAUCGCUCGGACAUCCUUCCAAAGCCAUCCGCACUUAAGAUUAUAGAUGUGCCUACUGAGCUGACCGCGGACGGGUCACUUCCAAUGGAGGGCUUGAAGGAUGACAUGAAGGAUUCGGAUGAUGCGUCAACUGAUGCGGACAAUGAUGCACCAACCGAUGCGGACAACGAUGCAACAAUGGAUGUCAAGGAGGAUAUGGCUGAUAAGUCUCAGGAUAGCAGUGACAGCCUGAGCAGUUUCGUAUUCUGUCGCUCAAAGAACAGGAUGCACAACGCUGUGGACACCAAACACUGUGUCCCAGUCUUCAAGGAUUCCUCAGACGAGGAUGACGAUAUUGAGGUUCUCAACAUGGAUCAUAGUAUGACGAAGCCUACAGGCUUCGUCAAAACAACCAAGACAGCAAAGAAGGCUGUACGUUUGACGUCUCCCACUUCUGUUGGCGUCUCCAAGUCAUCCACUACAAUGCAGCCACCUGCAAAGAAGGUCAAAACCGAAGAUGGGGCUGAUGAUACUAUACCAAAAUCAACACUUACAGCACCGCCUGGCUACUGGAUCGAGAAGCAGUACAAGUCCCAUUCAGCUUAUCAAAACUGUGAUCUUCCCCCUCAAUGCCAGGAUCAAUGA
Molecule: messenger RNA, 1377 nt
Organism: Suillus fuscotomentosus
Lineage: Eukaryota; Fungi; Basidiomycota; Agaricomycetes; Boletales; Suillaceae
Exons: 5
Coding region: 1-1377 (458 amino acids)
Source: RefSeq, a predicted model, not a curated record